This is a messenger RNA of Prorocentrum cordatum, 1652 nucleotides long. The record is from the annotation of a GenBank genome assembly. NCBI's taxonomy places the organism in Eukaryota, Dinophyceae, Prorocentrales, Prorocentraceae.
UUCUGGGCGUCAGACGCUCCAUAGCCAUCUUGGUCGAGCCCGGAGGCCUGCCACCAUGGUGCAGGCCCCCUUAUGCGGCGGCUUGGCACCGGCGCUGGCCACCGCCUGUCUUUCUCUGACAGCGGCGGCAGCGCUGGUUGUUUCGUUGUGGUGGUGCUGCCGCCGUCGCCGGCGGCACCGCGCAGUUGCCGCCGCGGCGCGCAAGUUGGUCGUUCAGGUGCCGCCGCCAGCGAGCAGCGCCCAGGUGCCGUCGCCAACGAGGGGCGCCCCAGCGCCGCUGCGGGAGCGGCUGACCGCGGUGCUGACGACCUCGCCGGUGGGGCGGCACCCGUCAACCGACCUGCUGGACGAGGUGUUGGGCAGCCUGCAGCUGGCGGAGGGCGUGACCGGGUGCGACAUGAUCAUCGUCUGCGACGGGUACCGCUCUACUGCCGCCGAUGGCUCCGAGCACGCCGCGCCGAGGUACCGGUCGGGGAUCGUGGACGCGGCCUCGGCGGCGAACUACGAGGCGUACAAGGCCUGCCUGCGCGGGCGGGAGCGCCCCGCCGAGGGCGCCGUGGGGGGGCUGAGGGUCCUGGAGCUGGACUCGCGCCACGGCUUCGGGUUCGCCGUCAAGGCGGCCCUGGAGCUCGUGCGCACUCCCUACGUCAUCGUGCUUCAACACGACAGGCCCUUCAUCCGACGGGCCGACAUCCCGAGGGUCGUGGCCGCGAUGGAGGCCGACCCCCAGAGGCUGAAGUACAUGGGUAUGCCCACGGGCACCACGCUCGGCCACGCGUACCACGUGCUCUCCAAGUACAGGCUGACGGUCGAGCCCCUCUGCGUGGACAGCGGCGGGCUGCAGGCCGUGCCUCUGGUGCAGUGGUAUGACUCCGCACACAUCUGCGAGGUGGAGCACUAUCUCGUUCGUCUUCGGGUGGCGCAACGGUCAGCGGCUCGUGGCGCGCGGCGGCUUCAUCGAGGACAAGCUGGGGCAGGCUCAGCUCGCGGAGAUCCGCGAGCGGGGCGUCGCGGCCGCGCACCCGGCAUACGGCACGUUCAUCGUCGCAGGGCCGGGCUUCGAGGAGAGCCCUGCGUGGGCCACCUGGACGGCCGCGACGCGCGGAACGGGCAGAAGUUCCGCUUCGCGCGGCCGGCGGUGCCCACGCUGCAGCUGCCCGCGCCCCCGUGCUGGGGGGAGGGGGCGGGGCCGCCGCCCGACGCUGCCGCGGGGGCGGGGGCGCGGCAUCACCGGGGCCUCCCGCGGGGGAGGCCCCCCCGGGGCUCCGCGUAGGCUCGGCUGCCCCUCGGGGGGCUCCCAAAGUCGGUGCGGUGACCACGCCGCGUGGGGAGCCAACGGCGCUCCGGGGUCGCUGUGCACGGCCUCGGGCCUAAGGGGCGUCGCUCUCCGAGGACGCUUCUCGGGCGAGCGGGCCCUCCGUCAGACGGCCAGAGGCCGUGCAGCGCCGUGCCGCGCGGUGAGGUCGUGGGGGGGACUCCGAGGCCACCGCGCGCUUCGUCACCACGCCGCUUCGGGGGACCCCGAGCGCCACCUAGCUGGGCGGCCCCCCGGCCCGGGCGGCUCGCCGGCCUCCGAGGCGCCCUCGCGCGCUCGUCUAUCGGCCGCCGCCGCCGCCAGGGCGGACUUCGCGCCAGCCUGGCCCGUGGGCCCG